Messenger RNA from Saccostrea cuccullata (small rock oyster), 1515 nucleotides. RefSeq names its product blastula protease 10-like. Bases 1 to 1515 code for a protein of 504 amino acids. The transcript has 14 exons. Lineage: Eukaryota; Metazoa; Mollusca; Bivalvia; Ostreida; Ostreidae. The record is from RefSeq and is a predicted model, not a curated record. Gene Ontology annotation, biological process: proteolysis. Gene Ontology annotation, molecular function: zinc ion binding; metalloendopeptidase activity.
AUGUGUCGUAAACAGGAUGCUGCUCUACUUGGUGAGGAAGUUGGAUCUGAGGAAAUCUCACAAAUUCAGUACUACGAAGAAGCACCAGACAUUGAAGAGGCAGAAAACUACAGAAGCAGACGACAAAGCCGCAGUGUAUUUCCAGAGCGGGCCUUAGAUGAGAUUCAAGGGAAUGGCGGCGCUCUCAUAGAUAAAGCAGCUUAUGAUCCAGAUUCAGCCAUUUCUCAAUAUCUGGCAGGAAUGUUUGUCAAACGCAACGGUGUUGAGAGAUCUCCUUAUAUAAAUUACCGCUUGUCGGCAGGAUUUCGUGCCCAGGAAAUGGACUCCCACAAGCUAACACAUUCUCAGAAGAUCAAGCUAGGAUUGGAGAGCGAAUAUGGUGAAGAUAAAAAGAGAAGAAAGAAGCGAAACUUUGUUAUUCCGGAUCAAUCUCUGUGGCCAGGCGGGAUCGUUCCGUACACGCAGUCAUCCACUUUAGCUUCCGCGACAACUGCAGUAAUAAGCUCGGCUAUAGGUAUGAUGACUAACCUUACCUGUGUACGUUUCACUCCCUAUGGAUCUACCUUGGCAAACACUGUAGGUCACAGCAAUUACGUCAAUUUUCUCUCCGCUACCGGCUGCUGGUCCUACGUAGGAAUGAUAAACUGGGGGCGUCAAGAUCUAAGCUUACAGGAGACUGGCUGUGUUAAUAUUGGUACAGCUAUACAUGAAAUGUGUCAUGCUUUAGGUAUGUGGCACGAACAAAACAGAAAAGAUCGAGAUCCUUAUAUUGAGAUAUACUAUGAUAAUAUACAAAACGGACAGAACAACGUCAACUUUAAGAAGUACGAAACAAGAGAUAACAAUCCAUACGAUAUAUCCUCUGUACUGCAGUACUAUUUAGACUCUUUUGCUAUUGAUACCAGUAAACCGACUAUGCGUUCUAAAGAUCCCAAACUAGCAUUUCUUGCAGGAAAAGCAAACGGUUUGAUGUAUUAUGACGUGAAAGAUAUCACUGUUGCGUACAAAUGUACAGAUUCAUGUAGUAAUCCACCAACGUGUGAAAAUGGAGGGUUUCUGAAUCAAAAUUGUCAAUGUUAUUGUCCCUCUGGACUGAUAGGGUCUACGUGCAACACUGUACAAUCCAGCUCAGGUUGUGGGGGUAUAAUAACCUUGUCAUCAGGGGUGGAGCAGAGCAUUACUUCACCAAAUUACCCCAACAAUUACAACACAGGUGCUUCCUGCGUAUGGCUGAUCAAGGCCCCCGCUAAUGAACACGUGCAGUUGACAAUAGAUUUUAUGGACUUGGCCGACAACGGAUUGGAUGCUUGUUAUCAUUGGUUAGAAAUCCGAUACAAUCUACUUGGACAGAGUGGACCAGAAUUAUGUGGAAUACGUAAUGCAGAAAAGUAUUAUACAACACCUGAUGAGUUGAAGAACGAGAUGUUAAUCAAGUUCAACAGUGCAGUAUCUAGUGACAGGGCCGCUAGGAAAGGUUUCCAGCUAACAGUCAGGAGCGUGGGAGUGUGUAAGUAG